AUGCUUCGAACAUUCCAACACAAUCACCAACAAACACAGUCUCUCCGAAAUGCUGAGAUGGUCCAAGCCGUUAUACAAGCCCACAGACAAAUACAGCAACUUGAAGCCAUACGUCUACGGGAAAGGCCUUGUGGCGAGUUCUCCGAGAUUGUCAGCAUCAAGGUUGCUGUCAACUAUGGCAAUUACAAAAACCGCCUAGGUGCAUACCAUGCACCCAUGCACACAUUCCUCGAUUUCACUUUCCUCCGGACCCUCCCCAUUGCUCAGGUCCGGAAUGGCUUUGCCGAGCUGAUCAAAAUCUCCUCCUGCUCCCAUCUGGAGGUGUUUGAGCUGCUUGACAAGCACUGCGAGGACCUGAUUGAGAACAAAUUUGGUCGUGCUGAUGGCUCGUCCGCGGAGCUGCGCCGAGCGGCCGAUAUUAUCAACCGCGAGGGCAUUUACGAGAUGCUGCGACUGGAGUCGCCUAAUCUCCACGAAAUUGGUCUAGACCGUGUCAUUGCUUACGGGCACACCUGGUCGCCCCUGCAUGAGCUCAUUCCUGAGACACCCCUGCGCCACGGCCAUGCCAUCUCCAUUGACAUGGCAUAUUCUGCAACGCUAGCUAACCAGCGCGGAUUUCUGUCCGAUGCCGAGCACUUGCGCCUCCUCACUCUCUUCUCUCGUGCAGGCCUGUCGAUCGACCACCCCCAGUUCGAUAAUGAUGUGCUCGAGAAGGGCACCACUGCCAUCCUCAAGACGCGCGAUGGCAUGCUGCGGCUUGCGCUUCCCAAUCCGCUGGGUAAGUGUACCUUCCUAAAUGAUUAUACUCCGGAAGAGCUUCGGGAUGCCCUAAGGAAACACAAGGAGAUCUGCCAACAGUUCCCUCGCGAGGGGGCGGGUCUAGAGGCCUAUGUGGAUGCCAGUGACACUGGAUACACCGAUAAUGAGGCCUCCGGCACGACAGUGGAAGAGACCGUCGAAAAUACUCCAGUCGCUACUAAGGCAGGUGUAAAUGAGCUUCAGGGGACUGAGAAGCUGGCUGAGCGCGUGCAAGUGCACAUCAACCAGCUGAACGGGUUCACCAACGGUGUACAUUGA
Molecule: messenger RNA, 1077 nt
Organism: Thyridium curvatum
Lineage: Eukaryota; Fungi; Ascomycota; Sordariomycetes; Thyridiales; Thyridiaceae
Exons: 4
Coding region: 1-1077 (358 amino acids)
Molecular function (GO): 3-dehydroquinate synthase activity
Source: RefSeq, a predicted model, not a curated record